CGUCAAACAGCUGUGAUAAUUUUCUUACUUCUUACUAUGUUAGUUUGUGGUAUUUAUUUAAUAAUAACUACUAUUUAUAAAUUUAAAUCUAAAUUUACUCAUUUAAUAACUCCACGAUCACAAUCUGAUAAUGACGGUAAAUAUUUUGUAUUAAAAAAUCUAGAUGAUAAUGGUGAUGAAGUUGGUGAUGAAACAAAAACUUCAUUAAUAUAA
Molecule: messenger RNA, 213 nt
Organism: Adineta steineri
Lineage: Eukaryota; Metazoa; Rotifera; Eurotatoria; Adinetida; Adinetidae
Source: the annotation of a GenBank genome assembly